Molecule: messenger RNA, 1881 nt
Organism: Recurvomyces mirabilis
Lineage: Eukaryota; Fungi; Ascomycota; Dothideomycetes; Mycosphaerellales; Teratosphaeriaceae
Gene: STR2
Product: Cystathionine gamma-synthase
Exons: 1
Coding region: 1-1881 (626 amino acids)
Biological process (GO): transsulfuration
Molecular function (GO): pyridoxal phosphate binding; cystathionine gamma-synthase activity
Source: RefSeq, a predicted model, not a curated record
AUGCCUGGACUUCUCGCAACUCCGCUACCAUGGAAUCAGACCGUAGGCGACACAGUCCCUCCAAACACGCCACACGCAGUCAGUGUCUCCUUGCCAACAUGGAAGUCAAAUGUGGCCUACGAGGAGGGAGAGCGUUGGGUACUUGACAAGAUGCAAUGCGGCUAUCCACGCUUCUUCAUCCACAAGUCCAUUGAUCGGCUCGCCACCUCAAUUGUCCAGCAGCAAGGCGAUCUUGAAACGGAGAAAGCAAUGUUGUUUCCUACUGCUAGCUGUGGUCGACGGUGUGUUGAGUUCUUAAUACAACAGAAUCCUGGCGUGGAUGCGACUAGCAUCAGGUCCCUGGACUUCAUUCCUCAUCCGGACAAGAUCCCAUCUGCAAGCCUGAAACGAGUGCUACCGCGAGCCACUGCUGUAGUAUAUCCCAAGGAGCUCUGGCCAACAGCGAAAGUAUUCUGGCAGCACACUGGCGAGGGAAUGUCAAGCCGACACGCCGAGUUCUGUCAGAAGGCUUUUGACGAUGGGUCGAUGGUAGAGCGUAGCACACUAUCUCAACCCAACACGCCACGCUUGUCCAAAGGUCCACGAAGGUAUCAGAGGCCGAUGUCCUUGGACCAUGGCACUCCCCAAGAUACGAACGGACAUGGCGGCAGCACUAGUCAGGAGGACAAGUCGAACGGCAAUGGCACGACUGAGAAUGGUGUACCGGACUCAGCACUGUUCGUCGAAGAACGCUUCGGCCGCAAUCUCGACAUCACAUUAGCUCAGAACGCUAAGCUUGCGGUGAGGCGGCGUAUUGCAGGCUCCUUGACAGCGAACGUAGAGCUGCCACACUCGCUAGAAACGAAGCCCGACGAAAACACGAAUCAACGCGACCGAGAAGUACCUGGCUUCUCUGUUGACGACAUCUACCUCUACCCAAUGGGUAUGAACGCCAUGUUCCACGCCCACCGUGUACUUCGUACAGCACGCGGGGAGAUGCCCAGUAUCAUGUACGGCUUCCCAUACGUCGAUACCUUGAAGGUACUGGAGAAAUUUGGACCUGGAGUGACAUUCUACGGAUACGGCUCUGCAGAAGAAUUGGACGACCUUGAACGUCGACUACAGUCAGGCGAGAAGCUACUGUCUUUAUUCUGCGAGUUCCCAAGUAACCCCUUGCUACGCACACCCGAUCUCAAGCGCAUCCGUGCGCUCGCUGACAGGUACGACUUUGCUGUAGUCGUCGACGAGACCAUUGGCAAUUUCCUCAACAUCAACGUCUUACCAUACGCCGAUGUGGUCUUUAGCAGCCUGACCAAGAUCUUCAGUGGUGACGGCAACGUCAUGGGCGGUUCAAUGAUCCUCAAUCCGCAAUUACCUUACUACUCAAAGCUCAAGCAAGUCCAGGAGACCGAAUACGAGGACAAGAUGUUCGAGGAAGACGCACUCUACCUCGAGCGUAAUAGCCGUGACUUCAUCCUACGCACUGAUCGCAUCAACGUCAAUGCCGAGAUUGUGGCCAAUAUGCUGAGAGCACAUCCGGCGGUAAAGCAAGUCCAUUAUCCAAAGUACAGCCCAACGAAACAUUUCUACGACAACUGUAAGCUGCCGAAUGGCGGCUACGGAGGACUUUUGAGCUGCACUUUCCACCGUAUGGAAGAUGCGCAAGUCUUCUACGAUUACCUUGAAACGCAAAAGGGACCGAGUCUCGGCACCAAUUUUACGCUGAGCUCGCCUUUCGUGAUCUUGGCUCAUUACAAUGAACUGGACUGGGCGGCACAAUUCGGGUGUGAGGCUACACUCGUACGGUUCAGCAUAGGGCUGGAGGACGAAGUGACGAUAAGAAAGGUGUUUGAUUACGCUCUGGGUGCUAUCCCUCAAGCGGACGCUGCACUCUCGAAGUGA